This is a messenger RNA of Triplophysa dalaica, 1783 nucleotides long. RefSeq names its product general transcription factor IIH, polypeptide 4 (gene gtf2h4). The record is from RefSeq and is a predicted model, not a curated record. Gene Ontology annotation, biological process: nucleotide-excision repair. Gene Ontology annotation, molecular function: double-stranded DNA binding; ATPase activator activity. Gene Ontology annotation, cellular component: transcription factor TFIIH core complex; transcription factor TFIIH holo complex. NCBI's taxonomy places the organism in Eukaryota, Metazoa, Chordata, Actinopteri, Cypriniformes, Nemacheilidae. The transcript has 14 exons. The coding region runs from base 88 to 1488 and encodes 466 amino acids.
GAUCAUUCAACAUGGCUUCACUGGUGAACGCAUAGAACAACAGUAAAGAAAGAAAGUAAUGGUGCUCGUUUAUUAAAGUAAAACGAGAUGAAGCUUCGCGUUCAGCUGCAGUGUAAAAACUUACACGAGUAUCUGAAGGAACUGAGUCCAGAAAUACUCGACAGACUCUACAAUCAUCCAGCAACAUGUCUGGCAGUCUACAGGGAACUUCCAUCGCUGGGGAAAAAUUAUGUAAUGCGGAUGCUAUUUUUAGACCACCCCCUACCACAGGCCGCAGUUGCUCUGUGGGUUAAAAAAGACAGCCAAAAAGAUCACGAUCAGUGUGUGUCUGUGUUAACUGGUUUACGGCUCUGGCACAGCCAGCAGCUUCAGGGUGGACUUCAGGGUUUUGUGCUCAACCCUGUGUUUAAAGACAACCUGAGGAUAGCACUGCUAGGCGGUGGGAAACCAUGGGCGGAUGAUGGCAGCAGUCUCGGUCCUGAUCGACAUGGCAGAGAUGUGCUGAGUCUCGACCGCUAUGCCAUGGAGCGUUGGGAGGUCAUCCUUCACUUUAUGGUGGGCUCACCGAGCGCCGCCGUCAGCCAGGAUCUGGCCCAGCUGCUCAACCAAGCGGGGCUCAUGAGGAGUGAACCUGGAGAGGCUCCAUGUAUCACAUCGGCAGGGUUUCAGUUUCUGCUGCUGGACACGGCCUCUCAGCUUUGGUACUUCACCCUGCAGUACCUCAAAACCGCACAGUCAAGAGGUAUGGACCUGGUGGAGAUUCUUUCCUUUUUGUUCCAGCUGAGUUUUUCCACUCUCGGUCGGGACUAUUCUGUGGAGGGCAUGAGUGAGUCCUUGCUCACAUUUUUGCAGCAUCUACGAGAGUUUGGCCUGGUCUUCCAAAGAAAGAGAAAGUCCAGAAGGUAUUACCCCACAAGGUUGGCCAUAACUCUAGCUGCAGGCAUCACGGCAAACCCUUCCUCUGGUUCCGCUUCCUCUGCGCUUGGAGCUACACCAGGAACAGGAGACACAGGCUUCAUUGUCGUAGAAACCAACUAUCGUGUAUACGCCUACACCAAUUCUGAACUUCAGAUCGCACUCGUGGCUCUAUUUAGCGAGAUGCUGUAUCGCUUUCCUAAUGUGGUGGUUGCUCAGGUAACCAGAGAAUCAGUGCAGCAGGCCAUAGCAAACGGCAUUACUGCACAGCAGAUUAUUCAUUUCUUACGGACCCGAGCUCACCCUGUAAUGGUUAAACAGACCCCUGCACUCCCCCCAACCAUCACAGAUCAGAUCAGACUGUGGGAGCUCGAGAAAGAUCGCUUGCAGUUCACUGAGGGAGUAUUAUACAACCAGUUUUUAUCCCAGGCUGAUUUUGAAGUGCUGCGAGAUAGAGCUCAGGGUUUGGGUGUAUUGGUGUGGCAAAACCCGGCUCACAGGGUAAUGGUGGUGUCGCCACAUGGACACAGCGAGGUUAAGAGAUUCUGGAAAAGACAGAAGAGUCAUACAUGAGAACAAAACAAGAACACACUAUUUAUCAAGACAGUGAGAAUGACAGUAAUCCACUAUUCACUUUCAUGUGACAUAAUUACUGCUUGGUGGACCUUUGAUGAGGACAAACCAACCAACCAUAGAUCCAAAAUGUUUUGGUUCCUACACAUAUCAUAACACCUUUGAUAUUUGCAAGACUGCUUCUAUGUACAUAAUCACAACCUUAUUGACAUUCUUUGCUUUUGUAAUCCUCUGCUCUUGCUAGAUUACAUGUUUGUGUCUAAAUUCAAUGGACUGAAAUAAAUACUUUUUAUAA